AUCUAACGAGUUUUAUAUUCUUAUAGGCCCCUCCCUCCCUCCUUCUCUCUCUAGAACCUAGAGCUACCGACCCACUGUUCUCCUUCUCAUAGAAUAAUCUCCUGUGGGUUAAUUUAAUCUUCGACUCCUUCCUCUCAAAGUUUCCAUCUUUGAAGCUUCGUCUUGCGCCUGCGCUUCCCGCGAACUUCUUUCCUCUUCGAUCGCUGUGGAGGAUUUUAUAGCUACCUUUAAAAGAAAAAAAAAAUAAGGGAAUCCAUCUCGGUUCCAGUGAAGCCGUCGGUCUCCACACUGGAUCUCGCGGAAGUUUCCGUUUUGUUUGAAUACGGGCAUCACCUGUUUGACGGAUCCCUCAAAUCCUUCGGUUCUUUGGUUCAAAUGAGAAAUGUCACGCCGAUGGUGAGAUCCCUGUAGAAAUCGGGCAAAUAGGUGCGAAUGGACCGAUCUCAGCCGUCGGAUGGGGCGGGGUUGGUGGUGGCGAUCGAGUGCGUGGCGGGGAGCUCGAAGGCGGAGGAGUGGGGCGGGCAAGUGCCGCAGACCGGGGACGUGGUGGAGGAGAUCGCGAUCGGGGGGUCGCCGGCGGUGCGCGCGCCGUUCAAGGGCGGGAGAGGCGGGGUCCAGAAGCUCCUCCACGCCGCGUUCAAGCGCGGGAAGACCUCGAUCGCCGUCCGGGUCCGCCGGGGCCAAGAGGAGGCUGUGGAGCUGCAGGCCUGCAUCGUCCCCCACGAAGCCGCCGGGCGGCGCCAGUACGUGCUCCGAUCCAUUCACGACCCCAACUACGCCGUCGGGUUCGCGGACCGCUCCGAGAGCGAGUGCAUCGCGUUGCAAGGUUCAAGGAACUCAAGGGUAGUCUGUGCAUUAAACGCCGCUCAGCUCCAGGAUGGAUAUGUAUCAUAUCCUUGGGAGAGGAAGAUGAGGGAAUCACUUCCCAUGUCAAACAUGAGCUGCUUCCUCUCUAUGCUUGUCCUUCCCAAGGCACUGGAUCCAGUUGCCUCUCGAUACGACUCCAUUGAGGAAACCUUGGCCCGAGCAAAUGCUUGGUUCAACUCCUCUCGGGCCUCAGGGGUCCCAAUUGUGUUCAUGAGUGUCCAGACAGAGGCUCUACUUACCAAGAUAUCUGGAGAGACAGCAUCAUCAACUGUGAAUACAGGAUCGCUGUCCGACCUUUCACAUCUUGCGAAUGCUAGCCUUUAUGGGUUCGAGGACUACCAUGGGGUGGAUAUUGGAGUGGUGAAGGCAGUUCGGCUUUGGUACACCCCGGCUGCCGGAGAAAUGGCAGUAGAGAUCAAACUUCGAGAAGGCGACACCAAGCUGGGUUUCGCAAUUAGUCGCACUGAAGAAGGUUUUAUCUACAUAUCUUCUGUAAUUGACGACGAAAACGACAAUGGUGUGGCUUCGACACGAUCAGGGCUCAGGCAUCUGUACAGAGAGGCAACAAAAGCAUCAAAGCUACUGGUGAUCUCGAGGGUAGCCAAUGAGAAAGUUCUCCCUUGGAUGGUGUCUUCCUUGGGAGCCAUUCGGUGUUUCGACACCGUCUCGCUCAGCCAGAAAUUCUCACUUCAUCGCCAUGCAUUGCGGCCCAUUCUAAUCCAUGUGCUUAUGUGGGAGCGACCUUCGAGCAGCGCUGUUGCUCGGUAUAAGUUUAUAACGCGAUCUUCUGUGCCGCCGCUGCCACUGCAGCCGCCGCCGCCAGCAGCUCAACUUCCAGCAGAGAACCUAGCUUUUGGUGAUGCAUCAGAGAUGAGGCUAGAGAGAGACACUGCAGGGAACGUGUCAUUCAGAUUUCAUGAUUUCUUCCUACCAAAUAACUGGGUGUGACUUUUGUGGUUUUGCGUCUGUGUGAAACUGUAUAUAUGUUUGUGAUUACGUGAGCUGUGAGCAGGUCCAUGUCAACGUGUUGCGUUCAGAAGGAGCUUCAUUGGAUGAAACCUCAGCUGAAGGAAUGCGAAGAUAUAUAGCUGUCACCGUGGACUGAAGGUGUUUGCUUAAGUUGCCUUAUGACAAAGAUUCAAGCUUUAGCUGUCAACUAGUUUGUGCGGUUGCCCACAGUGCUUAUGCGUGUGUUAUCUUUUCGGGUUACUAAUUCCGCCCUCUCAUGGAGCACAGUUUCACAAUGUUUUACUUGUACAUGUGCGUAAUUUGGGUCAAGCUGGGGUUAGUCUCAAAAUGACUGGGCUACUCAUAAUGGUAAACGAGACUUGACACUUCAACCUGGAACAUCUGCUGUCUCAAGUUCUGGUCGUGAGGGUUUUGUUUUGAAUUUAGGUUAAAUUAUGUUUGUGGUUGUAUUGUUCGCAUGAGAAAAAGAUCCAUCUUCUUUCGUGCCAA
Phoenix dactylifera (date palm) is the source of this 2325-nucleotide messenger RNA. RefSeq lists its product as uncharacterized. NCBI's taxonomy places the organism in Eukaryota, Viridiplantae, Streptophyta, Magnoliopsida, Arecales, Arecaceae. The record is from RefSeq and is a predicted model, not a curated record.